Molecule: messenger RNA, 1153 nt
Organism: Scophthalmus maximus (turbot)
Lineage: Eukaryota; Metazoa; Chordata; Actinopteri; Pleuronectiformes; Scophthalmidae
Gene: zcchc9
Product: zinc finger, CCHC domain containing 9
Exons: 6
Coding region: 162-983 (273 amino acids)
Molecular function (GO): nucleic acid binding; zinc ion binding
Source: RefSeq, a predicted model, not a curated record
AUCGUCACUGCAGACACUAGAUGGCGCACUCCAGCUUUCCGGUGGUCUGCGACCCGCGAGAUCUAUAAACACAAAGAAGAAGAAGAAGAAGAACACUUCCGGGAAAGAAAACCAAACACAUGGGUCUGUGUUGACAACCUGUCAAGCUAGAGGGUGCAGUCAUGACGAGGUGGGCGAGAGCCAAUAACAUCCACAAGCACAAACCAGCCGAGGCCACUCCAUGGAGUCAGCUGAGAGCCGGGGCAAGAGCUACUGCAGGCAGGUCGGGUGACCCUGCUGUUGCUCAAGGGGGAUCUCAGAGGGACCACCUGAGGAGGACGCUGCCCAGUGGAUCAGCCGUGAAAAAGCCCAACCGUAAGAAGAAGGACUACAUCAACGAGGACGUGAACGGCUUCCUGGAGCAUCUCCAUCAGAGUGGACGGCCGCUGCCUAGAGCAGACGAUGGAGGGAGGGAGUGGGAGCAGGGUCUGAGGGAGGAGGUGGAAGUCGCCUUGAAGAAAGACCAAAGGAGGGAGGACAGAAGGAUAAAGAGACAAACGGACAAGAAGAGCAACAUGAUGUGUUUUAACUGCAGGAAGCCCGGCCACGGCCUGGCCGACUGUCCAGAGGCCGACAGAGACGAGGAGAUGGGCCGAGGCAUCUGCUACCGCUGCGGCUCCACCGAACACGAAAUCCACAAAUGUAGAGCUAAAGUGGACCCGGCUCUGGGCGAGUACCCAUAUGCAAAGUGCUUCAUCUGCGGUCAGACUGGACACCUGUCGAGGUCCUGCCCGGAUAAUCCUAAAGGACUGUACGCACAAGGAGGCUGCUGCCGUGUUUGUGGUUCAGUGGAACAUUUCCAGAAGGACUGUCCGGAGCACCAGGCUGAAACCAACUCUGUGACGGUGGGCUGGUUGUCCAACAACAUGAGUGCAGACCACGAGGAAGUUCAUGUUCCAGUGAAGAAAGCCAAACCCAAACAGACCAAGGUGGUGAUGUUCUGACGGAACCUCUGAUACAGAGUUCACACCUUCACCUCUAACCAGACUCAACCCCUGCUCUCGAACACGUAGUAUAUUUACCAUUCAAGCACUGUGAAGUGGUUCACAUGUUUCUGUUUCCCCUUGUAUAACUGAGGUCCUUUUUAAUAAAGUGUGAUUUUAUUCUGCUGGAA